CGUGCCCUAAACCCUAAAUCCGAACUGCGCCGUCCAUCGCUGUAGCAGCUUGAAACCCUCGGCUCCCUUCAAUCUCCUCCACUGCUGGAGACGGUAAAAGGAGUGAAAACCAAUAUACAUGAGUUGGAUAAGGUUGAUGCCUUGUGCGAACUGAUUGAUUGUUGCUGCUUCAAUCUUUGUGCACUCAGUGGAGCCUUUCAUCGAUUGGGAUAGAAGAGAGACCUGAAGGGAUGGAGUUUGGUGAGGGUUGCAGGGCACAUGCCCCUUCCCGGUUGGUGGCUUGGACCAGCAACAAUCGAAUAUCGGAGGAGGAGCUUAAGGAGCUCCAAAGUCGUUUCUCUGAGGUAGUGGAAAUUUCGCCGGAGAGAUUGAGGAGGGCUCGGAGCGCCUGGGCACCGACGUCAGUGAUGAUUCGGAGCUUGGGGAGGAGGGUGCCGGCGGACUGGGUGGCUCGGGAGCUGCGGGCUCAGGGAAAGUUGAGUUACGAUGUUGAGGUCUUCAUAAUGGCGGCAGGGUUUCUCACCGUUCGCUUUAGGAGCCAGGAGGAUCGGGAUGCUGCUCUUGAGAACGGGCCAUGGCUGGUUGCGGGUCAACUGCUGGCCAUGGAGCAGUGGAAAGCAAACUUUGUCCUUGGGGUCAACACAGUCAGUCGGACGGUGGUUUGGAUUCGGUUGCCUUGCUUGCCUUUGGAGUAUUGGGAGCGAGAGUCCAUACUUGACAUUGCGGCAGCAGCGGGCCGGCCGCUGGCCGUCGACUACUGCACCGCCCAACUCCAAAAGUUGGGAUAUGCUCGGGUGAAGGUUGAGAUCAACGCUAUUACCCUCCUCAAGCUAGGGACCUUUAUCCAAAGGGAGGAGCAGAGGUUUUGGCAGGCUUUUGUGUAUGAAAACUUACCGGCCUUCUGCUUCUCCUGUGCUCGGAUAGGCCACUUAGAGAGCAGCUGCCAAUUUGCGGUGGAGGGGCCAAUUGGAUAACCGGCCCAACCAGAGGAGGAGGGCGGAGGCGAAAUGGGUCGUGGGGAGGUGUUUGGCCCCUCUCUGGCCACCCGUCGCAUUCGCCACUUUAAAUCAAAGACGAGGAGGUAGCCCACUAUAAAGCAUCAAAUGCAAGAGCUAUCAACCAGCCCCACUUGAAAGUAGCCCAUUGGCCGAACCCAAGUUGAGGAAGUCAAGCACUACCUAUUAAUUAUUUAAAAAUCGGUAGCCAGGUUAUUAAUACUUUGUUUGCUCAUUUAGACCAUCUAAAUCGUUUUUGGGGAAUCAAUGUUGGUAAAUGCAGCUAACUGCCUAGGGGCAUAAUUUGGCUAGGCUGCCUAGGCCAAGCCUGCUUGAACCCUACUUUUAUGGGUUUGUUCUCCCAUUUUCUUUCCUUAGUUAUGCCCCUUGGGACUCAUGGGAGGGUAGUGAAGCUACCGCCAACAUGGUAAUAGAUGGUGGGAUGAUCAACGGUAGCCAACCUUGAUGAGUAGCAGUGGCAGCGACGGUGACCGGCACACCUCUUUUGAAUAUGGUUUUUCUUCGACUUUUUUCCUUCAAUUUUUCCUUUUAGUCUAGAUCUCUCGUUGUCUUUCCACUUCUUGCUAGGUGAUGGCUAAAUGUCUUUUUGAUUCUGAUAUCUAGACUUUUUAAGAGUGAAAAAUUGGCCUAUGAUCAUA
Phoenix dactylifera (date palm) is the source of this 1654-nucleotide messenger RNA. RefSeq lists its product as uncharacterized. NCBI's taxonomy places the organism in Eukaryota, Viridiplantae, Streptophyta, Magnoliopsida, Arecales, Arecaceae. The record is from RefSeq and is a predicted model, not a curated record.